Vicia villosa (hairy vetch) is the source of this 611-nucleotide messenger RNA. RefSeq lists its product as uncharacterized. Bases 137 to 526 code for a protein of 129 amino acids. The transcript has 2 exons. The record is from RefSeq and is a predicted model, not a curated record. NCBI's taxonomy places the organism in Eukaryota, Viridiplantae, Streptophyta, Magnoliopsida, Fabales, Fabaceae.
CACGUGUAAUAAUAUGUGGUAAACAAAAAUGUGAGAUUCGGAGAGGAUAAGGAAGAGUUGAAACCCUUUCCACCACGGUUUCAGUUCACCAAAGGAACAACCAAAUUCCAAUCUUCAUCAACCAUCACCAUUUCAAAUGAAUAUUCACACACACAUUUCAAUACCAAGUUUUACAUCUCAUCAUUUCACUUCAAGAAAUUACAAAUUUGUCUGUUCCAAAAGAGACGAAUCUCCAAGAAACGGUGAUAACAAGGGUGAUAAAUCUUCAACGGAUUGGGACAAGGCAUGGUCAAAGUUCAAGAAGCAAGGGAAGAAAACUCUAUUCUCAAAUUUUUCUGCUGAUAAGUAUGUGAGUUGGAAUCCUAGGCGUUCGGAUUUUCCACUUUCUGAGGAGGUUGAUCCUAUAAAGAAAACUGAGAGAUCAAACCUCAAGUUCUGGAAUAGUCCUACUUUUUCUCUAGGUGGUGCACUUAUUAUUCUCAUUUUUCUUUUGUUGUACACCCUUCAAGCACCAAUCAACAAGUGAUUCAAAGUAUUUAACAUGGUCUAUAGUAACAUUUUACCUUGAACAUGGAAAUCAAUUAUAUUUAAUAAAUUCUUCACUUCUUCAA